CUGUUCUUUCUGCCUGACAAAACAGCUGGACCGAAUCAAAGUACAUAAAUAGUAAAUUAACAGAUUUUGUACAAUAAAGUAUAAAUUUUUCUAUCUGAAAUGUCGGAAAUUGAAGCAGUCCAAAUUGUUGCUGAUUCUUUAAAAGAGCAGGGUGUUGAAUAUGUUUUCGGUAUCAUAGGGAUACCUGUUAUUGAAUUGUCAAUGGCUUUUCAAGCAGCGGGACUCAAAUACAUUGGCAUGCGAAACGAGCAAUCUGCCUGCUAUGCCGCUCAAGCAAUAGGAUAUUUAACUCGUAAACCUGCUGUGUGCCUUGUAGUUUCUGGGCCAGGAUUGCUCCACGUUACCGGUGGCAUGGCAAAUGCACAAGUUAAUUGUUGGCCCCUGCUGGUGAUCGCUGGAUCGACAAGUCAGGAUCAUGAAGGUAUCGGGGGCUUUCAAGAAUAUCCUCAAGUUGAAAUUUCUCGUCCGUACUGCAAGUAUGCCGCGCGCCCGCCUACGGCUUCGCUUAUACCACUUCAUGUAGAAAAAGCUGUACGCUACGCAACAUAUGGACGGCCUGGCGUUUCUUACCUUGACUUACCCGGCAACAUAUUGCAAUCACGAGUACGUCAGGAUAAAAUCUACAAAGCAUUAUCCCAUCCCGUUCCGCCUCUUGUUUAUCCGGCUCAUGACGAUGUUAUACGUGCUGCCAAUUUGUUGCGCUCUGCAAAACGACCACUUGUUAUAAUUGGAAAAGGAGCUGCCUACGCACAAGCAGAAAAUAUAUUGCGCCAUUUCGUUGAAAAUACAAAUUUGCCUUUUCUACCGACACCAAUGGGCAAAGGUGUUGUGUCUGAUACUGCGCCACAAUGUGUUUCGUCUGCGCGAUCCUUGGCUUUACAGAAGGCUGAUGUUGUUUUACUACUGGGGGCUCGUCUUAACUGGAUUUUACAUUUUGGGAAGCCUCCACGUUACAGUGCUGAUGUCAAAUUCAUUCAAGUCGACAUUUGCCCUGAAGAGCUGCAUAACUCCGUUCAAUCUUCAAUUGCUAUACAAUCGGACAUUAAGCCAUUUGCAGAGCAAAUUUUUGAACAAAUGAAUGCAGUAAACUUUGAAUUUCCAAGUGACAAUCCUUGGUGGGAGGAACUUGCCAACAAAUGCAAGAGCAACCGCGAACAAGUGCGCCGUAUGGCGUUGAAUACGUCCUCACCACUUAACUAUUAUACAGUGUUUCACCAUUUGCGUGAGUUGAUUCCACGAGAUGCAAUAAUUGUUAGUGAGGGUGCCAACACCAUGGAUAUUGGUCGUUCAAUGCUUUUUAAUAUUUUGCCACGCCACCGCUUAGAUGCUGGUACUUUCGGCACUAUGGGUGUUGGUCCAGGUUUCGCCAUUGCGGCAGCACUUUACUGCCGCGAUCGUUUCCCCGGAAAACGUGUGAUAUGUGUAGAAGGGGACAGCGCUUUUGGAUUCUCUGGAAUGGAGUUAGAAACAAUGGUGCGCUAUAAGCUACCCAUUACUAUAGUCAUUGUCAAUAACAAUGGUAUUUAUGGUGGUUUCGAUCAAGAAACCUUUGACGCCAUUCAAAAUUCUGGUGAUUUGUCUAAAGUAACACCACCGUCAGCGUUGGGCGUUCAAGUGCACUACGAAGAAAUGAUGCAGAUGUUUGGGUUGAAAGGCUAUUUCUGCAAGGAGAUACCAGAACUACAGGAUUCUCUCAGAGAAGCACAGCAACUUACUGAUAAGCCAACUAUCAUUAAUGUGGCGAUAAAUCCUUCAUCUGAUCGUAAACCACAGACAUUCAACUGGUUAACCGAAUCUAAAUUGUAGAUAGCUGAAAGAUAUUUUGUGAACCCAAAUUGCUUGACAACGGUCCCCUUAGCUGAGAUGCUAGCGAUUUGCUUAACCUACAGUCACACUUCUAUGUAAGGUCAUUUUACUGGAGAUUACUAUAAUCUUCUUCACUGUAUAAAUGUGCAUUUUUAACAGAUCUCAGCAAAUCUGGUUAUUUUAUAUGUAUUAAAAGUAAUUUUAUUUUCUACAUCGGUUGUAAAUGAGAAAAUAACA
Rhagoletis pomonella (apple maggot) is the source of this 2043-nucleotide messenger RNA. RefSeq names its product 2-hydroxyacyl-CoA lyase 1 (gene Hacl). The transcript is spliced from 5 exons. Gene Ontology annotation, cellular component: peroxisome. Gene Ontology annotation, biological process: fatty acid alpha-oxidation. Lineage: Eukaryota; Metazoa; Arthropoda; Insecta; Diptera; Tephritidae. The coding region runs from base 100 to 1806 and encodes 568 amino acids. The record is from RefSeq and is a predicted model, not a curated record. Gene Ontology annotation, molecular function: magnesium ion binding; catalytic activity; thiamine pyrophosphate binding.